UAUCGAUGUUCAUCUUCAUCUUUGUUCUGUAUCCGACACUCCUCUGGCACUUUAUUGAAUAAUACCACCUUGAACCGACUUCAUUUGGUUGGCAAGAUGCAGAGAGUGAGUAGUCUAGUAAGCUGUGAAUGGCUUUCCCGAAUCUUAUCACCACAAACUCAAUAUCUCAGAGUUCUGGAUGGGAAUUGGUACAUGCCAGGUAGCGGGAAGGACCCAAAAGCAGAAUUUGCCAAAAAGCACAUCCCUGGUGCAGAGCAGUUCAGCAUUGAUGAUUGCACCCUCCCACACUCUCCUUUCUCCCAUACUCUUCCAACACCAGAGUUCUUCGCCGAAUAUGUUGGGGAACGUGGCAUCUGCGACAACACGCAUGUCGUAGUCUAUGACAGUCACCCACAGUACGGAAUAUUCUCAGCGGCAAGGGUUUGGUGGUUGUUUCGUGUUUUUGGACACAAUGCUGUCUCAGUACUCGAUGGAGGGCUCCCUCUGUGGGAGAAAUCAGGUUAUCCUUUAUGUAGCAGCACAGCUCCCAGUGAGGUGGAGAAAAAGGAGUUCAAAGCCGAGCUUCAACCAAAUUUGGUCCGAAGAUUUAGCGAUAUGACAGGCAAUCUGAAAGCAAACAAGUUUCAAGUGAUGGAUGCCAGAUCUCCAGCCCGAUUCUUUGGCCAGGUGCCUGAGCCACGAGAAGGAUUAUGCCGUGGCCAUAUGCCAGGUUCUGCUAAUGUGCCUUUCAAUACCCUACUCAAUGAUGAUGACUCAGAAAAAGCACGCCUGAUGAAGUCCCCAGAAGAGCUUACCAAGAUAUUUGCAGACCGUGGCGUUGACCUCUCCCAACCUGUCACAUCAACCUGCGGGUCAGGGGUCACGGCCUGUAUCCUUGCAUUGGCUGCGUACAGAGCAGGAAAGAAUGAUGUUGCUGUGUAUGAUGGAUCAUGGGAGGAAUACGGUCAGAAAGCAACGGAAGAUCAGAUUGUGGUAUGUAAUCCUGAAGCAAAUGCUGGUUAACAGAUUACAGAAUGUGACCUUUAGACACCUGAGUACUUGAGAUGUCUAGAAUUUAAAAAAUUGUCAAACUAGGAACAAUUCAUUUUUGUCAAAGGUUUUUUGUUCAGAGUUAAUUUCAUUUAAUAAACCACUAGCAAUUGUGGGGGACUCUUUUGCAAUGUCCGAUGGCUAUUAUUAUGUCUUGCAGUCAAAUCUUCCUUUACCCCUAUCAAUUUUUGACUGGUUUGAAUUCCUGUUUAACAGGGCUCGACACUAGCGGCGGUCCGACGGUCCCAGACCAGUAAAAAUCGCUGUCGGGCCAGUAGAUUUUCAGAAAUAGGAAGAUUUACUGGUCCGACAUGACCAGUAAAAAAUAUCAUUUUCUUUGUUUCUUCCCUCUUUUCUUUCAUUUUUUUUGUUCUUUCUUUCCUUUUAAAAAUAUUUUUCUCUAUUUCUUUUUUCUCUUUCUUUCUUUCUUUCUUUCUUUCUUUCUUUCUUUCUUUCUUUCUUUCUUUCUUUCUUUCUUUCUUUCUUUCUUUCUUUCUUUCUUUCUUUCUUUCUUUCUUUCUUUCUUUCUUUCUUUCUUUCUUUCUUUCUUUCUUUCUUUCUUUCUUUCUUCCUUUCUUCCUUUCUUCCUUUCUUCCUUCCUUCCUUCCUUCCUUCCUUCCUUUCUUUCUUUUUGAUAUUUUUCUUUCUUUAAUUCUCGAGUCCAUCCAUCCUAUAUUCAUCUCUUCUCUCAUUCCUUUCUUUCCUUCUUUUUACCCUUUUCUUUCCUUCAUUCUUUGUUACUUUCUUCCUUCCAUCCAUCAUUUAUUUACCCUUUCUAGUUGUUUUUUAUUUCUUCCUUCUUCCAACCCUUUCUCUCUUUCUUACAUUCAUUCCUUCCUUUCUUAUAUAUGUCUUGUUCUUUCCUUUUUCCCUUUGUUAAAUCUAUCCUUUUACCUUUCCUUUCUUUUUUUGACUGCUUGCUUCCUUUCUCUCCUUUAUUCUUUCAUUCCUUCCUUUCUUUGUCUCUCAGUCUUUCUUUUUUUCUUCCUUUCAUCUAUUAUUUUCUCUUUUUUUUUAUAUUGCUUGCUUCUUUCCUUCCCUUCCUUUAUUUCUUUCCUUCUAUCUAUCAUUUACCUUUCCUUUAUUUCUUCCUUAAUUCCUUUCUUCCUUCUUUCAAUCCUUCCUUCCUCUCUUUCUUUAUUUUGACCUUCUUUCCAUCUCUCCUUUUACCCUUUCUUUUGUAUUGCUUCUUCUUUCUUUCCUAUACUACUUACUGGAUUUGUUCUUUCUUUCUGUAUUGCUUGCUUCAUUUCUUUCCUUCAUUUCUUUUUUUCUUUUCUUUCUUUUUUUCUUUCUUUCUUUCUUUCUUUCUUUCUUUCUUUCUUUCUUUCUUUCUUUCUUUCUUUCUUUCUUUCUUUCUUUCUUUCUUUCUUUCUUUCUUUCUUUAUUUUUGUUCCUUCUUUAUUCCUUCCUUCCUUUCCUUCUUUAGUUCUUUCUUUUUUUCCUUCCUUCACAUCUAUCCUUUCUUUACCUUUUCUUUUUUUCUUCCUUCCUUCCUUUCUUUUAUUCUUUUCUUUCUUUCUUUCUUUCUUCGUUUCUGUCUUGCUUUCUUUUUGUCCUUCAUUCCUUCAUUUUAUUUGGGGGGGGGGAACGAAAGGCUAGAAAAAUAAACUUGCGCCUUUUUUUAAUGUUUUCUUUAUUUUUGGGGACCAGUAGAUUUUAGGUUCGGACCAGUAAAAAUUUGAAAAACUGGGUAUCUACUGGUCCGACAUGAAUAGGUUGGACCAGUAGAAAAAAUGGGUUAGUGUGGAGCCCUGCAUUUAAUCAUGGCCACAAAUUGAAUCUGAUCACGUUUUGUAUAUUUUUUAGCAUGAAACAGACUCGAAUAAGACUCAGUGGCUCAGUGCACACAUAUUUUUUUUUCUCUCAUUGAACACUGCUUGGAUAAAACUAUGUAUUCCUUGCCAUUUCUGGCAGACAAUAGCCAUUUGAAAUAAUACUGAGCUUGUCAGCAAAUGUAAAACAAGCUAAUUUCUAAAACAUGGGAGCAAGUUGUAAGAGAGGAUGUGCUAUUUCUAUUCAAACUUUGUCCUCCAAGAACUAAAACAAAUGGAUUGACAUCUGAUUUAAUGCAUUAGAUAUUCAUAGCUGCAAUUUAUUUAAUGAUAAGGGAGUCAUAUCCUACACACAUGUACGAAAAUAUUGAAUAAUCAUGAUUUCAUGUAAGAACAUAAGAAAAGGAAAGGGGGAUGUGACAUCAUCAGCCCACCUAAUGAAUAGUCUUGAUGAUAUGUAGAACUGUUUUCACAAAAUAUUCAAAACUUUAAAAUUCAAGUUAACUUUGUUAUUUGUCAUCUUUAUUAAUGGAAAUGUCCAACAUGUUGCUUGGUGAAUUUUACUAUAAUUUUUCAGACUAGAGUACCCCUUUAACAUGGUUGAGACUUAUUGGUUAUUUUGGGUGCAAAGCUACAAUUAUGCUGUGAAAGAGUCAUGUUUUGAUUUAUGUUUUGAUUCUUUGGGGAAAAAAGGGAAAGAAAUUAACACUAAGUCUUUAAGUACUUUGGAGAUGAUGGAACAUUAUAGCCAUGUAAUAAAUUGUGUGGGUACUUUGUAUUUCUUCAAUAGGAUUAUUUGAUGUUUUUUUUAUAAAUUACAAUUUUGUAUAUAUUCUGGGCUAUUGUAUUCUGGAAAUAUUUGAAGUCAUUCUGUCCUAUUCUACCUGUUUUACAGGGUUAUUAUGUUAAUUGGUUCAAAGUAAACAAUUAUUUCACUUUGUGUUGAAAAUGUGUGGUAUUUGUCUAUGCAAAGGCUAAAUGUAACAGGGGAUACUUAUCAUUAGAGAAAUAACAAUGUGUGCUCUUAUCUUUGGGAAAAUAAGCUCAAAAAUGUACUAACUUAAGUAGUGACAGGAGGUAAUAUUCUUGAUGUCGCCAAAGAGAAAACAAGAUUUGAAAUGAAUGCUACCAUACAUGAUCAGUCAAACACUGAAAUAUUACAGCAAUAGGCCUAUCGCUGAAUCCUAAAGGUUUUUUUGCAAAUGCUUUACAGGGUACAUUGAUGUCACAUUCCCAUAAUACUGCAGUAUUGACAUCCCAGGGUUACCAUCAUUAGAAGGUGUAACAUCAUGCUUGUACAAUGAACUUUUAUAAUGAACCUUAAAAUCGUCCUUCCAUCUCGUAUUACGCUCAGACUUUACAUUUUGAAGUAUUGUGUUUGCCCACCCUGAAUAAAUCUUUGACUUUUUUAUAGAUAGGUUAUACCCUUUUCAUGUGUCUAGCUAGGGUUGAAAAAGUCCCAAAACUAAACCCUUUUUUAAAUUAUUUUAAGUCCCAAAAGUAAACCCUUUUACAAUUAUU
Molecule: messenger RNA, 4325 nt
Organism: Lytechinus pictus (painted urchin)
Lineage: Eukaryota; Metazoa; Echinodermata; Echinoidea; Temnopleuroida; Toxopneustidae
Product: 3-mercaptopyruvate sulfurtransferase-like
Exons: 3
Coding region: 97-1002 (301 amino acids)
Cellular component (GO): mitochondrion
Molecular function (GO): thiosulfate-cyanide sulfurtransferase activity
Source: RefSeq, a predicted model, not a curated record